Nothoprocta perdicaria is the source of this 1703-nucleotide messenger RNA. RefSeq names its product leucine rich repeat transmembrane neuronal 2 (gene LRRTM2). The transcript is spliced from 2 exons. Bases 141 to 1703 code for a protein of 520 amino acids. Lineage: Eukaryota; Metazoa; Chordata; Aves; Tinamiformes; Tinamidae. Gene Ontology annotation, molecular function: protein binding. The record is from RefSeq and is a predicted model, not a curated record.
UGCUCGGCGGCCGGGGACACSGCCGGGGACACGGCGGCCCGGCACUUUCCCGGAGGCUGCCGCGCACCCGAGCCCGGUGUGGACUCGCCGCGUUGCGUCGGACGCUACGACUGAAUGCACCCUCCAAUGUGCUCUAAAGAAUGGGCUUACAUUUCGAGUGGCCAUUAGGGGCUCGUAUGCUGGCAGCACUAUAUGCAAUGAGUAUGGUUUUAAAAAUGCUGCCUGCCUUGGGCAUGGCUUGUCCACCAAAAUGUCGCUGUGAGAAGCUGCUCUUUUACUGUGACUCUCAGGGGUUUCACUCAGUGCCAAACACCACUGAAAAGGGCUCUCUAGGUUUGUCAUUGAGGCACAAUUAUAUUACUGAACUUGAGAGGGAUCAAUUUGCGAGCUUCAGUCAACUGACUUGGCUUCACUUAGAUCAUAAUCAAAUUUCUACAGUCAGAGAAGAUUCUUUUCAAGGACUGUAUAAACUUAAGGAAUUAGUCUUAAGUUCCAACAAAAUCUUUCAUUUGCCCAACACCACUUUUAGCCAGCUGCUUAACCUGCAAAAUUUGGACCUCUCUUUUAAUCAGUUGUCCUCCCUGCACCCGGAGUUGUUCUAUGGCCUUCGCAAACUACAAACCUUGCAUUUGCGUUCCAACUCCCUGCGGACUAUCCCGGUCCGCCUGUUCUGGGACUGCCGUAGCUUGGAGUUCCUGGACCUGAGCACAAACCGCUUGCGGAGUUUGGCUCGCAACGGCUUUGCGGGAUUAAUCAAGCUGCGGGAGCUGCACCUGGAGCACAACCAGCUGACCAAGAUUAAUUUUGCUCAUUUCCUUCGCCUGAGCAGCCUGCAGACGCUCUUCCUACAGGGCAACAAAAUCAGCAACCUGACAUGCGGGAUGGAGUGGACCUGGGGCACCUUAGAAAAGCUCGACUUGACGGCGAACGAGAUCAAAGCCAUCGAUGCGACSGUUUUUGAGACCAUGCCCAACCUGAAAACACUCCUCAUGGACAACAACAAGCUGACCACGCUGGAGCCCAAGACGCUGAGCUCGCUCCCGUCACUGGCCAUGGUGGGCCUCUCGGGCAACCUGUGGGACUGCAGCGGCAAGAUCUGCGCGCUGGCCGCCUGGCUGAGCGCCUUCCAGGGCCGCUGGGAGCACGCGGUGCUCUGCCACAGCCCGCAGCAGGCGCAGGGCGAGGACAUCCUCGACGCCGUCCACGGCUUCCAGCUCUGCCGCAACGCGUCGGGCGCCGCCACGGAGGCGCCGCCGGCGGCGCCGUCCCCGUCCCGCGCACCCACCCCGGAGCCGGCGCCGCGCGGCAGCUCGUCCCGCUCGCCCGCGCCUGACGAGGAGGCGCCCACCACGGCGGGCACGGCGGUCACCAGCGCAGAGCCCUUCCCCGAGCCCAGCAACGCCGUCUUCACCCAGCGGGUCAUCACAGGGACAAUGGCUUUACUGUUUGCUUUCUUUUUUAUCAUUUUUAUAGUGUUCAUCUCCAGGAAGUGCUGCCCCCCCACGCUGCGAAGAAUCAGGCAGUGCUCAAUGAUUCAAAACCACCGGCAACUGCGCUCCCAAACGCGGCUGCACAUGGCCAGCAUGGCAGACCAGGGGCCGUACAACGAGUACGAACCCACCCACGAAGGACCCUUCAUCAUUAUCAACGGCUACGGACAAUGCAAGUGCCAGCAGCUGCCCUACAAGGAAUGUGAGGUAUAA